Molecule: messenger RNA, 2452 nt
Organism: Magallana angulata
Lineage: Eukaryota; Metazoa; Mollusca; Bivalvia; Ostreida; Ostreidae
Product: uroporphyrinogen-III synthase-like
Exons: 9
Coding region: 413-1195 (260 amino acids)
Biological process (GO): uroporphyrinogen III biosynthetic process
Molecular function (GO): uroporphyrinogen-III synthase activity
Source: RefSeq, a predicted model, not a curated record
GCUGAUAGUGAUAGUGAUAUUUCCUUGAUUCCCUCCUGAACUGAAGUACAUGCAGAAUAUACCGUUUAUACAUGUGUAUAUUGAUAUAUAUCUAUUUUGUGGAUUGGAUGAAUUGCUGAUUUUCUAUAAUCAAGUGUUAAAAUUGUUUGUUUUUUUGGAUUAAGUGAAUUGAUGUUUUUCUAUAAUCAAGUGUUAAAAUUAGAUUUUUUACUUCAUUGGUGGUGCCAGGGUGCAUAAAGCAUGAUAGAAAUGCAACGUUAGUGGCUGUCAGGGAGAUAAUUGCAGUGUGAUCCGGGCGCAGACCCAAGGGAUGACAACGGUUUCCGCGAGCCCUUCAAAUGAAAAAAAGCACGGAUGGUAGAACUUGAGUCGCAAAUAGGUGCAGUUUGGUGUUCUAGUCACAUAUAUUUAUAUGGAAAUCCAGAACUCCAAUCUGGUUGUUCUAUUCAAAUCUGGAACAACAGAUGAUAAUGAUCCUUACUUAAAGGCUUUGGAGAGUCAUGGUUACGAUGGCCACUGCAUACCCAUCCUUGACUUUCACUUCAUUAACCUUGACCUGUACACCCAGCUGCUUAGGAAACUAGACCAGUACCUGGCCAUAGUGUUCACCAGUCCACGGGCCGUGCAGGCCACACGACUGGCCCUCAACUCAACAGACACUCCACUGUUGUUGAUACAGAGUGUAAAAUGUUACACUGUAGGAAAGGCUACAGCCUUAGCAGCUCAAAAAUUGGGUUUCCAGACGUCAGGGGAAUCUACAGGGAAUGCCGAGCUCUUGUCCCAGUUUAUUGUGGAAGACAGUGAGCAGGCAAAGAAUCGGGAAGUGCUGUUUCCCUGUGGUAACCUGUGUAGGGAUGUGUUAUGUGAAACACUGAAAGCUCACAGUCAGUAUAAAAGGUUUAGUGUGACAGAGGUAAAGGUGUAUGAAACGAUAGUCAAAGAUGACAUCUCAGAUGAGAUCUUCAUGAUCACACAAAGCAAGGUUCCCGUAGAUUCCUUGGUGAUGUUUAGUCCUUCUGGUGUGCCAGUCCUUACCAAAACUCUGAAGAAAUUCCCCCAGUUAUCUGUUAACUCAGUCAAAAUCCUGGCGGUUGGUCCUACCACAGAGGGCGAACUCAAGAAGCAUAACGUCCCAGUGUACGCCACCCUAAGACGCCCCGACCCCCAGAGUCUGAUCGACUGUUUACAGAAGUAACCCGGCCCCUAAACCAAUGUACCAUGUAUCCGGGUUUUUUGUUUUUUGCGUGUCACAAAAUUUGUGAAAAUAGGGCAGUUAAUACAUGUAUAUAACCUAUUUAUUUGCUCAAGUCAUUUUUGCGAUUUAAAAUAACAAAAACUUAAUUGCAAACAUUUCCUGUGUUUUAUUCUAUACGAAAGCCAGACCGCGAAAAUAACGAAAAUUGGAUCUUAGGCGAAAAUAACCGAAUAUACGUUUAAGUCCCUCCUCAACAUGGCAUACUAAGACAAGAAAAUGUCCCCCCUCUUCUUUUUCAUUAAUAUUUUUAUUUGGAUUAAUAUAUAUUAUUAAUUUACAUGGUUUCUUUGUGCUUUGGUGUGUUGCUUUAGCCAAUAUCAGUGUUCGUUAUUAGUUUCAUUGAUGGAAGAUUCCUCGUGUUUCAUUGGAUAAUUGAUGCAUAUUUUCAAAGAAUAGUCGUCAAAUCAUGUUUCUUUGGUCCAAUGAAUAUAAGAUCGGAUUUUUAUUUCAUCGUAAUAUAAAUGUGAUGUGAUAUAUUAAUUAAGUGCAAUGAUCUGUAUUAUCAUAAAUAAAAGAUUUUUUCAAAAUGAUUUUCAUAAAAGCAAAGUAGAUUAGAUUUACUUUCCAAUAAUCGUUUUAUUUGGUUUAGGAUAUAGUAACGGUGGUAUUUUUAUUUUUGAAGACUAAGACUUUGGAAAUAGCAGAAUUGUUUCGAAACUGUUAAAACAUUUUUGCACAAAUACCCUCCCCCCCCCCCCCUUAAAUUUUUUUUCUCCAAUUUUAUCAAGUUAGUCUUUGUGAUACACAUGUACUUGCAUAGUACACAACAUAAGUUGUUUAACAUCAAUUUUUACUCGGUACACGUAUGUGUAUUAUUAAUAAAUCCGCCUGACGUCAUUAAAACUAUCCAGAUUAAGGUUAUAGUGAGUCCUUUUCUGGCCAUAGCACAUGUAAGUCAACACAAAUUAUUUCGUCCUUGCAAAAUCAUUCAGUCCCUGAAAACUUUUUUUUAAUUUGUGUAGUGUGUCAGAAAUCUAAAGUGGUCCAUUGAUUUUCGUGCAUUUUUGUCAAUUCAGAUUCAUUGAAAGUAGUUUCUUGUGAAAUUAUUUUUUUUAACGUUUUCAAUAGUCAGCUGUAUAGAAUCUUUGUUUUCGAUCAAUUUAUUUAUUGUUAUUUUGUUUGUUGAUUUACUUCUUGUGUAUCGGGCAUUGUAAUGAAUGCAAACUGUUUUACUGAAUAAAGAAGUAUACGAUAUCA